AUUUCCUUGUCACGUGCACAAUCGGCCUAUUUAUUCUCUGUCAGUCCAGAUUUCUUCACUGGCGGCUUUCCAAGCAACCGAUUCAGAGGCUCCAGUGCUACCAGAACCCAACGUAACGCCCAAUCAUGGCAAACUUGUGGCAGAAGAAAUACCCGUCCGAUGAGGACUUCCCAGAGUUGUCCAAGCACAACAACCACAUGGCCAGGUGCCUGACCAAGGAGAUCUACGCCAAGCUCCGCGACAAGGUCACCCCCUCCGGCUACACCCUGGACAAGGUCAUCCAGACUGGUGUGGACAACCCUGGUCACCCCUUCAUCAUGACUGUGGGCUGUGUGGCUGGUGAUGAGGAGUCCUACGAUGUGUUUGCUGAGCUGCUGGACCCCGUCAUCGACGACCGCCAUGGUGGAUACGCCAAGGAUGCCGUCCACAAGACCGACCUGAACUUCGAGAACCUGAAGGGUGGUGAGUUCGACGAGAAGUACGUCUUCAGCUCCCGUGUGCGUACUGGCCGCUCCAUCCGUGGCAUCAGCCUGCCACCACACUGCUCCCGCGCUGAGAGGCGUGCUGUUGAGACGAUCUCUCUGGAUGCUCUGAGCCACCUGACUGGAGAGUUCGCCGGCAAGUACUACCCUCUGUCUGGCAUGACCGAUGCCGAGCAGGAGCAGCUCAUCGCUGACCACUUCCUGUUUGACAAGCCCGUGUCUCCCCUGCUGACCUGUGCUGGCAUGGCCCGUGACUGGCCCGAUGCCCGUGGUAUCUGGCACAACAACAACAAGACCUUCCUCAUCUGGAUCAACGAGGAGGACCAUCUUCGUGUCAUCUCCAUGCAGAAGGGUGGAAACAUGAGGGCUGUCUUCAAGCGCUUCUGCGAGGGUCUGCAGAAGGUGGAGGAGGCCAUGAAGAAGAAGGGCCACGAGUACAUGUGGAACCAGCAUCUGGGCUACGUCCUGACCUGCCCGUCCAACCUGGGCACUGGUCUGCGUGGUGGAGUGCAUAUUAAGAUCGAGGGUAUGUCCAAGGACCUGAAGCGUCUGGACGACAUCUUGGACAAGCUCCGUCUGCAGAAGCGUGGCACCGGUGGUGUGGACACGGCUGCUGAGGGUGGCGUCUACGACAUCUCCAACGCUGACCGUCUGGGCUCCUCCGAGGUUGAGCAGGUGCAGUGCGUGGUUGAUGGCGUCAACCUCCUGAUCGAGUGCGAGAAGAGGCUGGCGGAGGGCAAGUCCGUCGACGACCUGCUGCCCAAGACCAAGCGCGCCAAGUAAACGGGUUUCCGCUCUGCGGGUCCCUCGCUGCCUUGGGUUCUGGUGGGACACAGGAUUGUGCCAACAUAGCCUGUCUAGAUUGUUGUGUAGUUCUGACGUAGGUCUGAAAGUUCACAUGCAGUCUAGAUGUUUUCAUGUGAUGUAAACGUUAUACAGAGCAGGGUUAUGUGAUUGUCUUUGGAGUCUAUAGGGGGGAGUCUAGAGUGGAGGAAUUUGCUUGGAGGGACGACAGUCGGCUUGUGCAAAGGUACGCUGAGGGAGAAGUGUAUGGAAAGACAAAUAUUAUACCAUUGUACCUAUCAUUUGUGAAAUGUGAAAAUAAUAAUCAGGACGUUUCUACGAUGCCAUAGAAAUAGUUUCUUUGCAGUCAACAUAGAGGCACGCCACCAAAAUCCAAGUGCAGGUAUCACCCAAUGUGUAAAAUACUGAACCUGAGAAAAGAGAAAACAAGUAUGUAUCAGAUGAUAAUAUACGAGCAUGAAGAAUCUUAUUGUCCAAUAAAGUCAGCUGCGUUAUGUUUCUGGCACAUCA
Molecule: messenger RNA, 1796 nt
Organism: Branchiostoma belcheri (Belcher's lancelet)
Lineage: Eukaryota; Metazoa; Chordata; Leptocardii; Amphioxiformes; Branchiostomatidae
Product: creatine kinase M-type-like
Exons: 7
Coding region: 126-1265 (379 amino acids)
Biological process (GO): phosphocreatine biosynthetic process
Molecular function (GO): creatine kinase activity
Source: RefSeq, a predicted model, not a curated record